GACGGCCACCAAGCAGCUGAGGAGAGAGCAGCCAGACGGACCCAUCAUGUCCGACAAACCAGAUUUUGCAGAAAUUGAAACAUUUGACAAGACCAAGCUGAAGAAGACAGAAACCAGAGAGAAAAAUCCAUUGCCCACUAAAGAAACUAUCGAACAGGAAAAGCAAGGUGAAAGUACAGCCUGAGCAUAAAAUUGAAGAUGUGACUGCUGCUUCUUCAGUGGGGUGUUGGCUUCUGAGUUGGGUUGUUUUGUUUUAUCCCCCCCCAUCCCAUGCUUGUUGCCCAUUUAUUUUGGCAAACAUUUGCUCAUUUAAUGUUCCCCGGGGAAUAAGUUUGUUUUGUGUUUGUUGAACAAGAUACAUGUAUUUGUAUUCUUAAAACUGUAAUUCUGAGUUCUGUAUCAACCCCAUUUCUUGCCAAAAAAAAGCAAUUUGCAUAAAAAUUGUUUUCCUAAACCUCACAAUAAACAGGUUUCUUCUGA
This is a messenger RNA of Pelecanus crispus (Dalmatian pelican), 480 nucleotides long. RefSeq names its product thymosin beta 4 X-linked. Gene Ontology annotation, biological process: actin filament organization; regulation of cell migration. The record is from RefSeq and is a predicted model, not a curated record. Lineage: Eukaryota; Metazoa; Chordata; Aves; Pelecaniformes; Pelecanidae. Gene Ontology annotation, molecular function: actin monomer binding. Gene Ontology annotation, cellular component: cytoplasm.